AUGCCUGUCGCGACUGCCCGAAGUCUCUCCCCAUCCGAAGAUAUUCUUGUAUUCAAACGCUUCAAAUCCGAUCACAAUGUUGGUCACACUUCAAAGCUGACAGAGCAAGCGGAGCUCAAUGUCGAGGAAGAAUCUAUCAACGCCUCUGUCGAGAGGUCGUCGGAUGAGGCAUUAGACGUUCGAUCAGAAAUCGAAUUGGUGGAAGAGCAAAUGAGCUUACCUGUUGAGUAUCCUAGAGUAUAUGAAAAAGAGAUAGAUUAUCGGGAAAAGCUAGUGCUGGCCCCUAUGGUACGAACAGGUAGCUUGCCUAUGGUUGGUGUAGUUCCUCGUCAGCAAAUUACUAUCAACUACUAA
This is a messenger RNA of Kwoniella shivajii, 354 nucleotides long. RefSeq lists its product as uncharacterized. The transcript has 2 exons. NCBI's taxonomy places the organism in Eukaryota, Fungi, Basidiomycota, Tremellomycetes, Tremellales, Cryptococcaceae. The coding region runs from base 1 to 354 and encodes 117 amino acids. The record is from RefSeq and is a predicted model, not a curated record.